Messenger RNA from Boleophthalmus pectinirostris (great blue-spotted mudskipper), 1349 nucleotides. Its product is annotated as nucleoporin NUP188-like. The transcript has 13 exons. The record is from RefSeq and is a predicted model, not a curated record. Gene Ontology annotation, cellular component: nuclear pore inner ring. The annotation marks the transcript as partial. Lineage: Eukaryota; Metazoa; Chordata; Actinopteri; Gobiiformes; Gobiidae. Gene Ontology annotation, biological process: protein import into nucleus; RNA export from nucleus. Gene Ontology annotation, molecular function: structural constituent of nuclear pore.
UGUCAGUACCCCAUGAAGAAGAAAAAACGUGUCGACGCUUCCCAACAGCCAAUCAGAAGUCAGGAGCGAAAAUGGCGGAUUCAGGGCCGAUCGUCAGGAGCUGCAGAGAACUAUGGACUAUACUGUUGGGAAGAUCCGCAUUACGCGAGCCGGCUCAAAUAGAAGAGGAGCUUGAUAAACACUGGGAAAGAAUACACCAAGGUCUGAGUUAUUACAAGCCACCCAGCUCUGCAUCGGCUCAGAAGCUGAAAGAAAACAAAGAUGUUGCUCAAGCAUUGAAGGAUUUUGGUCUCAGGAUCAGCAAGCUAUUAGGUCUUGAUGAACAACAAAGUGUCCAACUUUUGCAGUGUUACUUGCAAGAGGACUAUAGAGGAACACGAGACUCACUAAAGGUCGUACUGAAAGACGAAAGGCAAAGUCAGGCUCUUCUUCUAAAGAUAACUGACUAUUACUAUGAGGAGCGUGUGUGUCUGCUUAGAUGCAUCCUCCUCUUACUGACAUACUUUCAGGAUGAGCGACAUCCCUAUAGGGUUGAGUACUCCAACUGUGUAACUAAACUUGAAAAAGAUCUAGUUAACAACUGUCAAACACAGUUUAAAGAUCUUUUUAAUGCUGAAGCUCCAACGUGGGAAACCCAUGGACCUCUUAUGACUGAACGGCAAGUUUCACGUUGGUUCUUCCAGUGCUUGAGAGAGCAGUCUUUGCUUCUUGAGCUACUCUUUCUAUACUAUGCCUAUUUUGAGAUGACCCCAUCAGAUCUCUUGAGCUUCACAAGAAUGUUUAAGGAACAAGGCUUUGGUUUGCGCCAGACCAACCGACAUCUGGUGGACAAAAGUAUGGAUGCCCUGGUGGAACGUAUUGGCUACCUUGGCUCUCUUAUCUUGGUUGAGGGAAUGGACAUAGACUUUCUUCACAAGUGUGCUCUGGAGGAUCGUACUGAACAACAUCAGUUUUCAAGUGCUGCUGAUGUGGUUAAGGUGAUGGAUCAGCUACUAGUUACAUUUGGAGACAUUCACCAUCAUGGCCCUGUCCUGCUAGCAUGGGUCUUAUUGAGACACACUCUGAGGCCUGAGGAGACCAAUCCCGUUGUCAGAAGAAUUGGUAACACUGCUCUGCAGCUGGGAGUUUUUGAAUACCUCUCUACUAUGCUUAAAAGUCUUGGAGCUUCUGGAAACAAUUGCACAGCAAGCACAGCAAAAAUGUGCAUUUAUGGCCUCUUGUCUUUUGUUGUCACGUCAUUUGAAGAGGAUAGCCUACAGACAGAGAGAGGUACAACUGGAUCUCCUCUGAUUGAUGUUGCCUGUGAUGUCCUCUCUGCUCCCAGUCUGGCAGAGAUCUUCUGGGAAAUG